CAAGGAGGAAGAAUAAAGCUGAUUAGUGGAAGAAAAAUGGGAGAUGAUGGCAGGGCCUGUAGGAAGUGGGAGGAAGAAAUUUACUGGUCCCAUUUUCAGUCAGCUCAGUUCUUUCAAACUCUCUCUGGCCGUAAUUAUCGAAACCAACUUGCUAUUCCCCAAAAAUUUGCCAACAAUUUGAAAGAGAAGCUAGUAGGAGCCGUUUCACUCAAAGGUCCUAGUGGCCUUGAAUGGAAGGCUGGAUUAACAAUGAUUGAUGAUACACUGUAUUUGAAAGAAGGAUGGAAAAAGUUUGUUGUAGAUCACUCUCUGAAGGAAAAUGAUGUCUUAAUUUUUAAGUACGUUGGGGCUUCGCGAUUUGAUGUUUUGAUGUUUGACUAUCAAAGCUUAUGCGAGAAAGAGAGUUCUUAUUUCAUAAAAAGAUGCGAGAAUGGAGGGACCGAUGGUGGAUGCAAAAGAAAGGAUAAUCCUACAGAAACUAUUGAGGUUACUAAUGAAGCUUCACACGACGUUUCUGAGUCUACCCCAUCAAAAAGACCUAGAAAGCAUGGUGCUUUGCCGCCAAGGUCUCGAGGACGGCAACGGGGAACAUGUAGUUCCAUCAAUCGGAGUGUUUUUUCUGGCCCGGCGUCGCACAGGAGGCAAGUGACUGAGGAAGAUAAAGAUGAGGCCCUAAAGAUGGCAUGUGCAUCAGCAUCUGAAAACUCCUUUAUAGUUGUCAUGCGGCCGACACAUGUUUACAGGGGAUUUUAUCUGCAAAUUCCUUCUGAAUGGGCAACGAAAUAUAUGCCGAACAGAAGCCAAGAUCUUACACUCCAAGUGAAAGACAAAACUUGGAAGGUGAGGUUCUAUAAGAGGGAUUAUCGUACAGGUGGACUGGCGGGCGGUUGGAAAAGAUUUGUACAUGAAAAUUUCCUUGAAGAAUUCGAUGUGUGUCUGUUCAACCUUGUGACCGGAGCAGCAACAGAUGACAUAGUAAUGGACGUCAGCAUCUUCAAAGUGGUAGAGGGUGUGAUUCCGGUUACUCGGCUGCCUCCGAUCAAUCUGAAGGGUAGGAAGCCCAUGAAGAUAUGAGGGCAAGAAUUAAGAAGGGCAUUAACGUUUUGAGCUUGGAAGUUGGGUUUGGCUAUGCUUAGAUGUGUUUAAUGCACCUGGAUGUAAUGCAGGCCUUUAUUUUGAAGUAUUUUCAGAUCCGUUUAAUGGUUUUUGCUUUUGCAGUGACUUCUGUAAGAGAGAGGGUAAAACUCUUCCAUCCUUUUUCUUGUGUGUGCUUUUUAAUCCAUUUUGAAACAAAAUAUGCUGUAUAUUCUCUAGAACUUUACUCUUCAUGCGUGUAGUCAUCCUUUUCUUAUCCUUUCCUAGCAGCUUGUAUGGUUGGAUCAAAUGGACUCCCAGGUUAAUUCUCCAUUA
Molecule: messenger RNA, 1410 nt
Organism: Coffea arabica (coffee)
Lineage: Eukaryota; Viridiplantae; Streptophyta; Magnoliopsida; Gentianales; Rubiaceae
Source: RefSeq, a predicted model, not a curated record